This is a messenger RNA of Hippopotamus amphibius kiboko, 3020 nucleotides long. It is a transcript of the gene CEP70, whose product is annotated as centrosomal protein 70. Gene Ontology annotation, molecular function: gamma-tubulin binding. The coding region runs from base 690 to 2369 and encodes 559 amino acids. The record is from RefSeq and is a predicted model, not a curated record. Gene Ontology annotation, biological process: cilium assembly; regulation of microtubule cytoskeleton organization. The transcript is spliced from 20 exons. Gene Ontology annotation, cellular component: centrosome. Lineage: Eukaryota; Metazoa; Chordata; Mammalia; Artiodactyla; Hippopotamidae.
CGGAGGCGUCUGAGCCGGCCGCGCUGGGCUGGCUGCUUGGAGGGAGGCGGCGGCUGAGGAAGAUGAAGAUCCAGUUUCAGACAUGAGACUCAGUGAGUGAUCAUUUCAUUGAGAUCAACUUGAAUGACAAGGUGAAAAGUGCAAAGAGGAACGUGUUAUGACUGAGUGCUGCAAGAGCAUAUAACAAGAGGACCUGAUCUAGUCAUGGGAUCAGGGGAGAUUUCCCUGAAGAAGGAAAUUUGAGUCAAGAUCUGAAGGCAACUCACAAUUUUUUAUUGCCAACCUCUACUACUUUUGAUUCUACAAAGAAUAUUGUAUCUACAGCAGCCCCUGAAGCCCAAGAGUCCAGCAAAUCAUCAGACUCAUGACUGAAAAACAGACUUCACAAUACAGUAAGUCCCCUACAUACUACGAACCUUCAAGUUGAGAACUUUCAAAGAUGCGACUGUGCAUCUGGUUCCAGCAAGGAACUGUGCCAUCAGUGUCAAGCGUGAGUGAAAUUGCAGCUUGCCCUCCAUCUCCUAUUGCUGACGAUCCUUCAGCUCUACCAUCUCCCACCUCCUCUCCCUCCUCCAGUCAGUAACUCUUCUUGCGUGUUCACUCGAUGCCAGCCCCUGUGUGCCAGCUGUUGUACUACUGUACUUUUCAAGCGGGAAGAAGCAGAAUGGGAAAGCAUAAAUGUGCUGUUGAUGAUGCAUGGCUUAAAACCUUUAUCUCUAGUCAAAAGAACAGAUAUGAAAGAUCUCAUCAUUUUUGAUAAACAGUCAUCACAAAGGAUGAGGGAGAAUUUAAAAACUUUGAUGGAAGAAACAUCACGUCAACAGAACAUGAUCCAGGAGCUCAUAGAAACUAAUAAGCAGCUUAAAAAUGAACUUCAACUACAACAAAGCCGAGCCGCAGAUCAGGAACAACGAGCUAAUGACUUGGAACAAAUUAUGGAGAGUGUGAAAUCCAAAAUUGGUGAAAUGGAGGAUGAAUCCCUAAGUAGGGUUUGCCAGCAACAGAAUCAAAUAAAAGAACUUCAAAAGGAGCAUAAAGCUUUACAGGCAAAAUGUGAGCAUUAUAAGAAAAAACGAAUGGAGCAGCAAGAGGCUAUUGCUUCUUUGCAGAAGGAUAUCUAUAGAUUAACGAAAGAGGACGAAGAGCGCAUUGUCACUCAACACAGAGUGUUCUCCUAUCUCUGCAAAAGAGUUCCUCAUACCGUCUUGGAUAGACAGUUGCUUUGCCUAAUUGAUUACUAUGAAUCUAAAAUUAGAAAAUUUCAUAAACAAAGGCAAUAUAAAGAAAAUGACAGUCAGUCAGAAGAAGACUACAGAAGUCUGAGUGCUUCACCCACUUAUAAAGGCCUUCUAAUGUCAUUACAGAAUCAACUCAAGGAAUCAAAAUCUAGGAUUGAUGCACUUUUAAGUGAAAAGCUGAAUCUCCAGAAAGAUUUGGAAACCAGGCCCACACAGCAUGAAUUAAGACUUUAUAAACAACAGGUGAAGAAGCUGGAGAAAGCCCUUAAGAAAAGCAUCAAAUUACAGGAUCUUAUCAGUCAAAAAAAGGCUAUGGACAAAGAGGGAAAAGAUGAGCCCAGCAGAGAUAACCAGCAGCAGGCCCUAAUUGACCAUAGAUACUUUCAGGUAUUAAGUAGCAUCAAUUCAAUUAUUCACAAUCCAAGAGCUCCAGUAAUAAUUUAUAAGCAGAGCAAAGGAGGAGUCCAACAUUUUAAUAAAGAUCUUUUUCAAGAUUGUGGAUUUGAGCAUCUUGUUCCUAUAAUAGAAAUGUGGGCAGAUCAACUGGCUUCCUUAAAGGAUUUAUAUAAGUCCUUGAAAAUACUAUCUGCAGAACUGGUGCCUUGGCAUAAUUUAAAGAAGCAGGAUGAAAACGAAGGUGUCAGAGUUGAAGAUCUGUUGUUUAUAGUGGAUACCAUAUUAGAAGAAGUGGAAAAUAAGGAAAAGGACAGCAAUAUGCCAGACUUUCAAAUUUUGCGAGCUAUUGUUUCUCACUUCCAAAAAUUAUUUGAUGUGCCUUCUUUAACUGGAGUCUAUCCCCGAAUGAAUGAAGUUUAUACUAGGCUUGGAGAAAUGAACAAUGCUGUGAGAAACCUCCAAGAACUCUUAGAACUAGAUCGUUCAACCUCAUUGUGUGUGCUGGUGAGCACAGUUGAAAAACUGUGUAGGCUGGUUAAUGAAGAUGUGAAUGAACAGGUUAUGCAGGUAUUGGGACCUGAAGACCUCCAAAGCAUUAUCAACAAAUUGAAAGAACAUGAGGAAUUUUUCCCAGCAUUUCAGGCAUUUACUAAUGAUCUACUUGAAAUCUUAGAAAUUGAUGACUUGGAUGCCGUUGUACCUGCAGUAAGGAAAUUAAAAAUACUUUCAUACUGAAAACAAAUCAAAUCAUUUUUACUGUGUAAAUUGCAUUCUGAGUAUUUUGUAGGAUGGAUCUUACUCUGAGACAAAGGUUAUAAACUGUAUUUACUCUCAGAAUUCACCCCCUUCUUUCUGUUGAGUCCUUCUCCAUCCAUAUAAUUUUUAUUAACUUUGAGAUUGUUUAAUAGAAAACAAUUGCUAAGUUUAAUUAGUAAAUUAGUGGUAGAUCCUUUAAUCAUUUCUUAAGCAAUUCUUGAGUGCUUAAAAUUUAAGACUGUUUUUUUAAGUACAGUGUGUGAGUAAGAGAGAAACUUAGGGAGAGAUAGUGCAAGUAAUAGAAAGGUUGCAUUUAAGUUCAGAGUUUAGUGACCUUUUUGGUUCUGGGAACAAGGAAUGCCAGUGGCUCUCUUUAGUCCAGCCAGCAGGAAGCUGUUGCUUUCCUGGCAAGGAAAUGGCACAUUCUAUUAAGAUAUCCCACAUAACACUUGCCCUUUCAGGGCAGAAGGAACAAAAGGAAGAAGGAAAAAAAAUUUUUUAUAGUGUUAGAGUAGGAAAUGAAUUAUGAGGUAAAAUAGAUGAGUAGAUGUCUCAUAAAAAAGUGUCUUUUUGCUAUCUUGAUGUGAUGUAGUUUUUAUAAGGGCAUGAAAUCUUAAAUAAAAUUUUUGU